CAUCUUCACCCGCUUUGACUCUCCUUGGACAUACUCUCACCUUCUUCUUCCAUAGCCAACAAAUACAGACCUUCCUCUAAGAUCUCUCUUCUCUGUAAUCCAUUCACCGCGCCUUCACCUUUCACGUCCAACUUUUCAUGGCGAAAACGGAUCAUCACAGCACUUGCUAACUUUCAUUUUCACUUUCAUUUUCAACUACCUUUUUUCAAAUAUGGCGGAGAAUGGAGAGCAUAAAGCAAUGCCGGCGGAGGUUGAGAAGAAGAAGGAAGAGCAGAGUGUGCCGUUUUUCCGCUUAUUCUCCUUUGCGGAUAAGUACGAUUGGUUACUUAUGAUCUCCGGUAGCAUCGGAGCGGUUAUUCACGGCUCCGCCAUGCCUGUCUUCUUUCUUCUAUUUGGACAAAUGAUUAAUGGAUUCGGAAUGAACCAGAUGGAUUUGCAAACAAUGACUCAUGAAGUUUCCAAGUACGCACUGUAUUUCGUUUAUUUUGGGCUGAUCGUGUGCAUAUCCUCAUAUGCAGAAAUUGCGUGUUGGAUGUAUACUGGUGAAAGACAAGUUGGAACUCUGAGGAAGAAGUAUUUGGAGGCGGUGUUGAAGCAGGAUGUUGGUUUCUUUGAUACAGAUGCCAGGACCGGAGAUAUCGUCUUUAGUGUUUCCACGGAUACUCUGCUCGUACAAGAUGCCAUCGGUGAGAAGGUGGGGAAUUUCAUUCACUACCUAUCGACCUUUCUGGCGGGAUUGGUGGUGGGUUUUGUCUCAGCGUGGAGGCUUGCUCUGCUCAGCGUGGCAGUGAUUCCUGGAAUUGCUUUUGCAGGUGGCUUGUAUGCUUACACUCUCACUGGCCUCACCUCCAAGAGCCGUGAAUCAUAUGCAAAUGCCGGCGUAAUCGCUGAGCAGGCUAUUGCCCAAGUUCGAACUGUUUAUUCAUACGUUGGUGAGAGCAAGGCCUUGAAUGCUUAUUCUGAUGCAAUACAACAUACCCUGAAGCUCGGAUACAAGGCCGGAAUGGCGAAAGGCCUUGGAUUAGGGUGCACUUAUGGAAUAGCAUGCAUGUCAUGGGCCUUAGUGUUUUGGUAUGCUGGUGUUUUUAUUAGGAAUGGGGAGACUGACGGAGGCAAGGCAUUUACUGCCAUAUUCUCAGCCAUAGUUGGGGGCAUGAGUUUAGGCCAGUCGUUUUCAAAUCUUGGAGCAUUUAGUAAAGGGAAAGCUGCGGGUUUCAAGCUCUUGGAGAUUAUCAACCAGAAGCCAACUAUAGCUCAAGACUCAACAGAAGGGAAGUGUUUGGCUGAGGUCAAUGGGAACAUCAAAUUCCAAAAUGUGACCUUCAGCUACCCAUCUCGACCCGAUGUUAUCAUAUUCAGAGAUUUCUCAAUCUCUUUCCCUGCUGGAAAGACUGUUGCAGUUGUUGGAGGAAGUGGAUCAGGAAAAAGCACGGUUGUCUCCUUAAUUGAGAGGUUCUAUGAUCCUAAUCAGGGAGAGAUUUUGCUUGAUGAUGUUGAUAUUAAGACGCUACAAUUAAGAUGGUUGAGGGAUCAAAUUGGGUUGGUGAACCAGGAGCCUGCUCUCUUUGCUACCACCAUACUGGAAAACAUACUCUAUGGAAAACCAGAUGCAUCUAUGGCUGAAGUUGAAGCUGCUGCUUCUGCAGCCAAUGCUCACUCUUUUAUCAGCCUACUUCCCAAUGGCUAUGACACUCAGGUAGGGGAAAGAGGGGUUCAGCUUUCUGGAGGUCAAAAACAGAGAAUUGCAAUUGCAAGAGCAAUGCUGAAAGACCCAAAGAUCCUUCUACUUGAUGAAGCAACUAGUGCCCUUGAUGCUGGCUCUGAGAGCAUUGUUCAAGAGGCCCUCGACCGCCUUAUGGUUGGGAGAACAACAGUUGUGAUUGCCCAUCGCCUAUCUACCAUAAGAAAUGUGGACUCUAUUGUAGUCAUCCAACAAGGACAGGUUGUGGAGAUGGGAAGCCACGAAGAACUGAUUGGGAAAAGUGGAGCAUAUGCAUCCUUAAUCCGAUUCCAAGAAAUGGUAGGAAAUAGGGACUUGUACAGCGCAUCAACGAGGUGUUCAAGAUCAUCACGCCUGAGCCAUUCUCUAUCAACCAAGUCAUUAAGCCUAAGAUCUGGGAGCUUGAGGAAUCUGAGCUAUUCUUACAGCACUGGAGCGGAUGGUCGGAUUGAGAUGAUAUCGAAUGCUGAAACAGACAGGAAAAACAGAGCACCACAUGGAUAUUUCUGCCGGCUUCUGAAGCUAAAUGCUCCAGAAUGGCCUUAUUCCAUUAUGGGUGCUGUAGGAUCAAUCCUCUCUGGUUUCAUCGGACCAACUUUUGCUAUUGUCAUGAGCAAUAUGAUUGAGGUUUUCUACUACACGGAUCUUCAAAAGAUGGAGAGAAAGACGAGGGAAUACAUUUUCAUAUAUAUUGGAGCUGGAAUCUAUGCUGUGAUUGCUUACUUGAUACAACAUUACUUCUUCAGCAUCAUGGGAGAGAACCUCACCACUAGAGUGAGGAGAAUGAUGCUUGCGGCUAUCCUAAGGAAUGAAGUGGGAUGGUAUGAUGAGGAGGAGCACAACUCGAGCCUGGUGGCAGCUCGGCUAGCCAUAGAUGCUGCGGAUGUGAAAUCGGCCAUUGCAGAGAGGAUAUCUGUAAUACUACAGAAUAUGACUUCCCUUCUAUUUUCCUUCAUAGUGGCUUUCAUAGUGGAAUGGAGGGUCUCCCUUCUCAUUCUGGCAGCCUUCGCACCUCUUGUCCUGGCUAAUUUUGCUCAGCAACUCUCACUGAAAGGGUUUGCUGGGGAUACUGCCAAGGAACAUGCAAAGACCAGCAUGAUCGCGGGCGAGGGGGUCAGCAACAUCCGUACAGUUGCAGCUUUCAAUGCCCAAGACAAGAUCCUUAACCUCUUCUGUAACGAGCUCCGGCUACCACAGAGCCGGAGCCUUCGUAGGAGUCACACGGCAGGCAGUCUUUUUGGUCUGUCUCAGUUAGCUCUUUAUGCUUCAGAGGCACUCAUCCUCUGGUACGGUGCCAAUCUUGUACGUAAAGGCCUCUCCACAUUUUCAAAGGUCAUCAAAGUCUUCGUUGUUCUUGUCAUCACCGCAAAUUCAGUUGCGGAAACUGUUAGCAUGGCCCCAGAAAUAGUUAGGGGAGGAGAAGCAGUCGCUUCAGUGUUCUCAAUUCUUGAUCGUUCAACCAAGAUCGACCCUGACGACUCAGAAGCAGAGCAGGUAGAAUCCGUUCGCGGCGAAAUUGAACUCCGCCGCGUAGAAUUCGCGUACCCGUCUAGGCCUGACAUAAUUGUUUUCAAGGACUUCAAUCUCAGAAUUCGCGCCGGCCAAAGCCAGGCUCUAGUAGGAUCCAGCGGCUCGGGAAAGAGCUCGGUGAUCGUCUUAAUAGAGCGAUUCUACGAUCCGUUGGCAGGGAAAAUCAUGAUCGACGGUAAAGACAUCCGCAGGUUAAACUUGAAAUCACUCAGGCAAAAGAUCGGUUUAGUUCAACAAGAACCGGCUCUCUUCGCUGCCAGCAUAUUCGACAACAUUGCUUACGGAAAGGACGGAGCAACCGAGGCCGAGGUGAUGGAGGCAGCCCGCGCUGCAAACGUGCACGCGUUUGUCAGCUCGCUGCCAGAAGGAUACAGAACGCAGGUUGGAGAAAGAGGGGUUCAGUUAUCUGGAGGUCAGAAACAGAGGAUUGCUAUAGCCAGGGCAGUAGUGAAGGACCCUGCAAUAUUACUACUAGACGAGGCAACGAGUGCCCUGGACGCAGAGUCAGAAUGCGUGCUGCAAGAGGCCCUGGAGAGGCUAAUGAGGGGGAGAACGACGGUGGUGGUGGCUCAUAGGCUGUCUACGAUAAGGGCUGUUGACAACAUAGCGGUUAUACAAGACGGUAGAAUCGUGGAGCAGGGUAGACAUGGGGAGCUGAUUAGCCGGCCUGAAGGGGCCUAUUCUAGGCUUUUACAGCUUCAACACCACAAAUAAUCAAAAGAAUGGAGAUUUGUACGUGGGGCAUGUCUUUGAUAAUCGAUGGAUGGAUGAAUCGAUGUUUAUUUAUUAAUUAAUUAACCUUUGUGAUGUGGUUAAAUGAAUUUCCCAUAUAUAUGUUGAUAUAUAUGGUGAUAGUUGUAGAUAUUUGAUCUUAUUAGAGCCGUUCUGUUCUAUUAUGUUUAUGAGUUUGGAGAUGCAUUAAUAUCAUGUAUUAAUAUAUUAUUUAUCAGUAAUUUUGCAUAA
Molecule: messenger RNA, 4213 nt
Organism: Impatiens glandulifera
Lineage: Eukaryota; Viridiplantae; Streptophyta; Magnoliopsida; Ericales; Balsaminaceae
Product: ABC transporter B family member 19
Exons: 10
Coding region: 212-3964 (1250 amino acids)
Biological process (GO): transmembrane transport
Cellular component (GO): membrane
Molecular function (GO): ATP binding; ATP hydrolysis activity; ABC-type transporter activity
Source: RefSeq, a predicted model, not a curated record